Molecule: messenger RNA, 1130 nt
Organism: Leptopilina heterotoma
Lineage: Eukaryota; Metazoa; Arthropoda; Insecta; Hymenoptera; Figitidae
Product: trypsin-3-like
Exons: 2
Coding region: 1-960 (319 amino acids)
Biological process (GO): proteolysis
Molecular function (GO): serine-type endopeptidase activity
Source: RefSeq, a predicted model, not a curated record
AUGGUAGUACUAGUUCCAGAGAGAUCAGCCACAAUUGCUUCUGGUUCAGAUGUUGGAUUUUGGGGUCAUGGACCAUUAGAUACGUAUACACAGUCAAACGAAUAUGACUCGGAAAAGAGUUCCUCCACCAUUCCAAAACCCAUAUCUCUCCUGACUUUGAAGGAAAGGGAUAAAUUUUGUCUGAUGGGCAUAUUUCGUCUACAUUUAGACAGAAAACCAACGUCAAAUUAUUUUCCCACUUCCAAAACGAAAGAAGAAAUUCAAACUCGAAUUGUUGGUGGUGCUGUGACUAGAAUAUCACAAGUCCCUUAUCAACUAUCUGUAGAAUUGUAUGACAGGCACAUUUGUGGUGCAAACAUCAUUACAUCAAAUUGGGCCCUAUCUGCAGCUCAUUGCUUUCCUGACAUGUUUCCCAUUCAAGCAAUAAGGAUCCGUAGCGGUACAAGUAAGGCGACUUACUUUGGAAGAGUACAUAGGAUAGAAGAAAUUAUAAUUCACAAUAAUUAUCAUGCUAAAAGUGAUGGAACACCCGUUAAUGAUAUUGCACUCGUUCAUCUCGAACAACCAUUUUUGUAUUCACAUUUUGUUAAACGAAUUGAAAUGUUGAAUGAAAAUCAAACGGUAUCAAUUGGAGCAGUGGGUGUAAUUAGUGGUUGGGGACAUAUUUCGGAGACAAAGCAAAAUUAUGCUCUCAAUCUUCAUGUAGCGAGGGUUCCAAUUAUAUCGCGUCGGGAAUGUCUUCAAUCGUAUCCUAAUCUCCCUCGUGGACAGAUAUGUGCUGGAUAUCCAAAGGGAAAUAUAGAUUCUUGUUCGGGUGAUUCCGGUGGACCUUUGGUUAUUAACAGAAAACUAGCCGGAGUUGUUUCAUGGGGUGUGGGUUGUGGAAGACCAGGAUAUCCUGGUGUUUAUUCUGAAGUUACUUUUUAUCGCCGGUGGAUACGAGGAAUUACUGGAGUUUGAAUACAAUUUGAAUAAUGUAGAAAGUUUUUGAUUCUUCAAAAAAUUUUGAUAACAAUUAAUAAAGAAUUCGAUUUAUGUGGUCCUGGUUCACUUUUUGCCGAGUGCAAGUUUCUACUUACCUAAAGCUUUAUCUAACUCUUAUUCUAACUUGGAUUCAUAUUUUAUUUUCA